Messenger RNA from Indicator indicator, 1879 nucleotides. It is a transcript of the gene RAN, whose product is annotated as RAN, member RAS oncogene family. Gene Ontology annotation, molecular function: GTPase activity; GTP binding. The transcript has 7 exons. Lineage: Eukaryota; Metazoa; Chordata; Aves; Piciformes; Indicatoridae. Bases 56 to 706 code for a protein of 216 amino acids. Gene Ontology annotation, cellular component: cytoplasm; nucleus. The record is from RefSeq and is a predicted model, not a curated record. Gene Ontology annotation, biological process: ribosomal subunit export from nucleus; protein import into nucleus.
AGCGCCCAGUCAGUGAGGGGAGCGCCGCGGAGAGAAGCCUUGGCAAAGACCUAGCAUGGCCGCCCAAGGAGACCCUCAAGUGCAGUUUAAGCUUGUUCUCGUUGGUGAUGGUGGCACUGGUAAAACAACAUUUGUAAAACGCCAUUUGACUGGUGAAUUUGAAAAGAAGUAUGUAGCAACGCUGGGUGUUGAAGUUCAUCCUCUGGUGUUCCAUACCAACAGAGGCCCUAUUAAAUUUAAUGUAUGGGACACAGCUGGUCAAGAGAAAUUUGGUGGCCUGCGAGAUGGCUAUUACAUCCAAGCUCAAUGUGCCAUCAUAAUGUUUGAUGUAACAUCAAGAGUUACUUACAAGAAUGUACCUAACUGGCACAGAGAUCUGGUACGAGUAUGUGAAAAUAUCCCCAUAGUCUUGUGUGGCAACAAAGUGGAUAUUAAGGACAGAAAAGUCAAGGCAAAAUCCAUUGUCUUCCACAGGAAGAAGAAUCUCCAGUAUUAUGAUAUCUCAGCUAAGAGUAACUACAACUUUGAGAAGCCGUUCCUCUGGCUUGCUAGAAAGCUUAUUGGAGAUCCUAAUUUGGAAUUUGUUGCCAUGCCUGCUCUUGCACCGCCUGAAGUUGUUAUGGACCCAGCACUGGCAGCACAGUAUGAGCAAGACUUACAGAUUGCUCAAACCACUGCACUGCCAGAUGAGGAUGAUGACCUGUGAGGGAUGAAGCUGGAGCCCAGCGUCAGAAGUCUAGUUUUAUAGGCAACUGUCCUGUGAUGUCAGUGGUGCAGCGUGUUUGCCACUUUAUUAUCUAGCUGAACAGAACAUGUGCUUAAUCUUUGGAAUGCUGAAAGAGAUGAAUGGGCUUCGGAGUGAAUGUGGCAGUUUAAAAAAAAAUACAAACAAAACAAAAUGAAAAAACCAAACAAACUUCAUAUUUUGGACCUGCAUAGUUAGCUGUUUUUUGGACUGCAAUUAUUUCCCCUCUUGAGUUUCAAAUAUAAGGCUGCUGCAGUCACAUCAGAGUGUUAAGUGGUAAAUCUUGUUUCUGUCAUUCCCAUUCUUUUUUGUUUAGGUAAUAAAGUUGUAUUUCAAGUAUCUCUAAGCAAGUGAACUUUCAUGCAUUGUUAGAAAAACUCUUCAAAGUGUCUUCAAUGGAGGCUAAUACUUGAUUGUCUACUGCAUUUUUCAUUCUAUUCCCCUUUUCCCUCCUGCUUCUCAUAUUAUGCUGCUCUUGCUAAAUCACAGCUAACAGUUAACCUUCCCUUGAUUUCCUGAAGCAUAAAAUUAUAGCAUCUGAGGAAAGCUGAACUAACCAGGUAAUACCAGGUAAAAUUAAAGCAGUGAUCUCUUGACUAGUAAGUGUGGCUAGGUCAUUAUUCCCAUGCAAAUGGGAAUGUUAAUGGUCUGCAGUGGUCUUGAGAGAAGUGUGUAGUUCAGCUUCUGUAUGCUACUGUUAGAUGCAGUCUCUCAACUCUUGUUUAUUAUGUUCUACAAUUUGCCUUCAUGGAGCUCUGUCUUCAGUAGCCAGAAACAAAUGGCAUCUAGAUCUGGUAGGUGACUUAAAAGCUGUAUCUUUGCAUGGACCAUCAUUCAGUAGAGCUAGAGCUGAUGAAAAUAAGCAUCUUAAAAUUCACUAAUUAGAAACCAGCUGUGGUUUGAGCUGAAAAGCUCUUGGCUGCAAAACAGCGUAUUGUCAAACCACAUUUAUAUAAAUAUCUCAAACUUUAACUGCACCAAGUUCUUAAUUUGAAACUUGCUUAUUACAGCACAAAUGGUGGAAAAUGUCGACUUUUAACACUACUUUGUAGAGAUUAAUCUUGGUCAAUAUUAGUACUGCUAGUAAGCAAAACUAAGGUACCAUUUUUCAGUAGUGUUUGAGUACAUGAAGCC